AUGGUCACCCGUCUCCAUGAUAUAUUUUAUAAUACUAAGGCAACCUUGUUAUCAAAAGCCGAUAUUAAAGAAAUUAGAGAAUCAAGAGACUAUAAAGAACGCCUUCAGCAAGGGGUUACUUCAUCUCAGUCUGUUUUAGAGGAGAAUUUCCAAAUUUAUAAGAAGAAACAGAUUCCUGAAGCAGUACCAGAAGAAGUAUCUACACCCCUUCUAUCUACAGAGAUUCCAAAAAAGAAUAGUCAAAAAGGGAAGGUUAAAAUAGAUGAGAAGCUGAUUACUAAAGCAACCAGUAUGGUGAAAAAAAAUAACAAAAAUAAUAUGGCCUCUUCCUCUGACAAUUCGUCUGAUACAUCCAGAGAAGAUAGGUUAGAAUCUCUUCUUGAAAACUUAGUCAAACAUGGUGAAAAGCUUAAAAGCUUAACAGUUGAUACUUCUGAUAUCUCUUCUAUAUAA
Racocetra persica is the source of this 453-nucleotide messenger RNA. The record is from the annotation of a GenBank genome assembly. Lineage: Eukaryota; Fungi; Glomeromycota; Glomeromycetes; Diversisporales; Gigasporaceae.